AUGAACUUCCUCGAUGAUGCAGGCUUCACUGCUGCCAUGCCAGGCUCUCCGCCCGACCUCAGCGGCUCGAAAUCCUCGAAAUCCUCCUCCUUCCACUCCUCCUACCAGUCCGACGAGAACACCAUAAUUGAAGAUGUGAGCAACUUCGAGGACAUUGGCCUCGACGAUGAGUCGCGCGCCGACACCGAUAUUGCACACUUCCAGACGAAGACCAGCUCCAACCCGUACGAUGCAACGUUUGCCAGCGAUCUGCGGUCUACCUCGACCACUAGACAGCCAAAACGCAUCCCGAUGUCGAAUGCGAGUGCCAAUCGCUCGCAGAGGGAAUUGACCGUAGGGAAGCCAAAGCCCCCCUUUCCGAGUCUACGGGGCCAGGUCAAAAGUGCGACGGAUAGCUUGGGAUUAAUGCCUGUUUCCAAUGCCUCUACACCGACCCUACGAAGGGGAUUAAGCAGCCCCAGUUCCCCUUCUUUUUCUACCAUGAGACGAAAUCGAAGCUCGAGUCCAAAUACAUCCGCCACAUCCGCCCAAAGUCUUUCUGCCGGGAAGUUAAGGGUAAGGAGAAGCAGCUGGCAGGCUAAUAGGGAGAGGAAGACUGCCCAACAGCUCGAGCUGGAGUGCGAUGAAGAUGAUGGAGAUGAUGUGCCGGAUGAGUGUUUCCUAGAGAAUGUACCGAUUUCUCCACGGCCUCCUCAAGAAAGGGCCGCCAGCCGAUCACCAUCAACCGCGACAAGCCCCGAGCGAUCUCCCAAGGAGAAACCCAGACCGGUUGGCAAUGGCACGUCUCCGAUCCCAGCGGAACAGGGAGAACUAAGGUCCCCCAGACCGCCAGGGAUAGCCGGAAAUCGGGGAAUUAGUAUGGGCCAGUUUCCUAUAAAUCAUGAUUCGUUCUCAAAGGGCCGGGCGAAGAGUUGGACAGCUGCCUUGUCAACACUGAGCGACGAAGCGAAGGCUUUGACCGAGGCGUUGGAAGCCCACGCGGAGGACGAGGAAUCUAGGGCGUCAGACCCACGACACCAGAAAAGCUCCAACUCCAACAAGCCUCGAGUCAAAUCCGCGAUCGCUGAGUUGCCGCCUUUACGGAGGACUGAUAUUAUGAUCGACCCACUUCCUAUCUCGAAAGAGAAGGAGGCAGUUCUGUCUCGGACUCGUCCUUCCUGGCUUCCGCCGAAAGAUCCAGCGGAAGAGAAACGCCACCUCAGAGAAUACCAGCGGAUGAUGGCUAUGUCUGCUGAGGCAGACCGGAAGAGGGAGUCUCAAAGGCUAGCAAAAAAUACUUGCAAAGAUGACACAGUCAACUCGCUUCUGAAAAUCUGGGAGGAGCAUGUGCUUCCAAACUGGGACGAGGUUACUCGCCAGAAACGAACGAGAGAACUCUGGUGGCGUGGGGUAACUCCCCGGAGCCGAGGAAGUGUGUGGGCGAAGGCAAUUGGGAAUGAACUCGGGCUCUCCGACGCUUCAUAUACUGCGGCGCUGCGCAGAGCCCAAGCUUUGGAGAACACGGUAAAGAGUGGUUCUCAGUUGAACAACGAGGAAUUGAAAAAGAAGGGCUGGCUGGACCGGAUCGAAUCUGAUGCAAAGAAGACGUAUCCCGAGCUAAAGAUCUUUCAACCGGACGCACCACUCCAUGAAUCGUUGUUGGACGUGUUGAAGGCCUACGCUAUGUAUAGGAGCGAUGUUGGAUAUGUGCAUGGCACGAGUACCAUAGCUGCGAUCCUACUCCUAAACCUCCCUACCCCUUCGGCCGCCUUCCAAGCUUUGUCGAAUGUCCUGAACCGCCCAUUACCACUCUCGUUCCACACGAAUGACCCGGGCGCAACAACACGAGUAUACGCCCUUCUACUUUCAACAAUCUCUAUCAAAUCCCCUCGAUUAUACGCUCUGCUUAAAAACCCCAUGUUCAACCUCCAACCAGAAAUGUAUCUCGGUGACCUUUUCGCCAGUAUGUUUACGGGUUGCCUGAGUCUUGACAAUGCUACUCGGCUUUGGGACGUCAUGGUCUUCGAAGGCGAUGCCGUAUUGGUCCGAGCCUGUGUCGCAUACCUACUCUCCAUAGAAGGCAGACUUUUUGGUGCGCAGAGCGCAAAGGAAAUCUGCGACAUUGUCCGCGGUGGCUUGGAUAGCAAUCUUGGAGAGGAGGAUUGGAUGAAGUGUUUAAGAAGCGCCGGAAAGUCAUAA
Venustampulla echinocandica is the source of this 2178-nucleotide messenger RNA. Its product is annotated as Ypt of gyp1p. NCBI's taxonomy places the organism in Eukaryota, Fungi, Ascomycota, Leotiomycetes, Helotiales, Pleuroascaceae. The record is from RefSeq and is a predicted model, not a curated record. Bases 1 to 2178 code for a protein of 725 amino acids. The transcript has 2 exons.